Molecule: messenger RNA, 2847 nt
Organism: Aphidius gifuensis
Lineage: Eukaryota; Metazoa; Arthropoda; Insecta; Hymenoptera; Braconidae
Product: protein FAN-like
Exons: 11
Coding region: 166-2835 (889 amino acids)
Molecular function (GO): protein binding
Source: RefSeq, a predicted model, not a curated record
UCGCAAUCUCUACAGCUGUUAUGAGUCAACAUAGUGAAACGUCAAUUUUACAUUUCUAACAAGUGUUAUUAUUGUUAACAAAGCAUUUAAUAAAAUAUAGUUUUUUAAAAAAAUAUCAUUAGCUGUGUAUCCAUAAAUUUGUCCAAACGAAAAAAAAAAAGAAAAAUGGAAAAAGAAAGAUUCACAAUGUUAUUAUUAGAACCAGGUGAAAUAUUUUUUGAGGAUUACAGUGUUAGAAUGAUGCUAGAUAAUUCAUGUGAAAAUGAAACAAAAACUUGGAUGGAUGGACGAUUAAAACUUUGUUCAAAAUCACUAGUAUUUGUUAAUAAAGAAUUAAAUGAACCAUUGAUAAAACUACAAUUUAAAGAAAUAAUAUCAGUUGAAUUAGUUGAAGAACAAACAAAUGAAUUAUCAAUAAUUGUUAAACAGUAUGCUGAAAUGUUAAAAGGAAAUCGUCUUGAACCCUACAAAUUUAUUCAUAAAAAAUCGAAAUUUAAUAUAUCAUUUAAUUACGCAAAUACUGAUGAUUGUUUACCACAUAUAAUGCAAUUACAUAGAGCAGCAACACUACCAACAGCUGAACAAAAUGGUAUGAUUAUGACAAUAGUACAUUCACGACAAUCACGUUUUAAUUUUGAUAAAUCAUGGCUUGAAGAUUUAUCAGAAAUUGUACAAAUUAUAUUUGAAGUACAAGCAAAUAAAGUACAACCAUUAAUUGUUAAUCCAGGAAGAGUAUUAUUAACAAAUUGUCGUAUUUAUUUUCAACCAUAUAAUAAUUUAGAUCAAUAUCCUGUAUUAAAAAUUAAUUUAAAAAAUGUUAAAAGUAUAUUAAAAAGAAGAUUUUUAUUACGUCAAGUUGGAUUAGAAAUUAAAUGGUUAAAAUUACCAGAUAAUAAAGAAGAAUGUUUAUUUUUAUCAGUUAAAAAUCAAGAUGAUCGUGAUAAACUUUAUAAUAAAAUUAUUGAACAACCAUUAUUAAAACUUGAUAUUGUACCACAAAAUCAAAUGACAAUACAAUGGCAAAAUGGUGGAUUAUCAAAUUAUGAUUAUUUAUUGUAUAUUAAUAGUCUUGCUGAUAGAACAUUUCAUGAUUUAACACAGUAUCCAGUAAUGCCAUGGAUUAUUCAAGAUUAUACAUCAACAAAAUUAGAUUUAAAUGAUCCAAAAAUAUUUAGAGAUCUUUCAAAACCAAUUGGAGCAUUGGAACCAAAUCGAUUGGAACGUCUCAAGGAACGAUAUCAAGAAAUGUCUGGUAACAAGUUUCUUUAUGGAUCACACUACAGUGCACCUGGUUUUGUAUUAUUUUAUCUCGUACGAAAGUAUCCACAAUACAUGCUGUGUCUUCAAAAUGGUAGAUUUGAUCAUCCCGACAGAAUGUUCAACAAUGUUGCUGACGUUUGGAAAAAUGUAUUGGCAAAUAUGUCGGAUUUUAAAGAACUCGUACCAGAGUUUUAUGAUCCAAACAACAAAGGAGAUUUUUUAAUCAAUAGCUAUGGUAUUGAUUUUGGAUAUCGACAUGAUGGUGUUAAAGUUGGAGAUGUUCAUUUACCACCCUGGGCAGAUAGUCCACGUGACUUUGUACAAAAGCUAAGAGAUGCCUUGGAAAGUGAUUGGGUAUCAGAAAAUUUACAUCAAUGGAUUGAUUUAAUUUUCGGUUAUAAACAAAGAGGAAUUGAAGCUGAAAAAUCUGACAAUGUUUUUUUUCAUCUUUGUUAUGAGGGAGCUGUUGAUUUAGAUACAAUCAAAGACAUCAAUGAUCGUCAUGGCCUGGAAGUACAAAUAAUGGAAUUUGGACAAAUUCCUAAACAAAUAUUUACACUACCUCAUCCAAAACGUCUUAUAAAUUCUUCAAGUUCACUAUGUGAAUCUGCUCUCAGAACAACAUUACUUUUAAAAUCACGGUUCGAAAAUCCAUGUAGCAAGUUGUCAUUGAGUCAAUCAAUUGUACUUUCAUCUCACAAAGAAAUUGUAUCCACAAUUAUUGAGAUGAAUGGAAAAGGGAAUGACGUUGCAUCAGUUGGACAUGAUGGAAAUUUAAAAAUAUAUUCGUUAAAAGAUAAAAAAUUAAAAAGAAGUGUGUCCUUAUCAAACUUACCAUUAUCUUCAUGUGUUUUUUAUACAACUCGAAAUGAACAAAAUAUUAUUGUAGCUGGAUCCUGGGACAAUACACUAAUUUUUUAUGAUUUGGAAUUUGGUAAAGUUAUUGAUAUUCUUCUGGCCCAUGAUGAUGCAGUGUCAAGUUUAACAUUAAUUCCAUCAAGAAAUAUUCUCAUAUCAGGAUCGUGGGAUUGUACAGCAAAAGUUUGGCGCGCUUAUGAAUCUGGAGGAAAAACAAGAAUUCAAGAUCGUCUUAUUGCACAAUUAGAUCAUGAUUCAAAAGUUACUUGCCUUUUAACAUCAAACGAUGAAAAACUUCUUGUUUCUGGAACAGAAGAUGGAGAAAUAUUUGUGUGGAACACAGACUCAUAUGAUAUCCAGUGUAGCAUAAAAGGACAUGGAACAAAAAUAAAUUCAAUGACAUUUGAUACAGAUUGUAAAAAUAUUAUUUCCUGUUCAAAUGAUAGACUGAUAAAUGUAUUUGAUGUACUAACAAGCACAAAAAUAUAUAGUACAUCUUUAGAUAAUGAACCAACUUCUUUAUGUUGGAUCGGAACAUUCCUUCUUAUUGGCGAUGAUCAUGGUAAUUUAAUUUUAUGGGACUCACAAGAAGCUGUAUUUAUAUCAAACAUACACUGCCAUGAAGGUCCACUCACAUCAAUAAGAAAAACUAAUGACAAUAAAAAAAUCAUGACUGGUAGUGUAGACAAAAAAAUAAUUGUUUGGAACUGUGAUUAAUUUAUUAUUAUU